AUGUCAAACUUCGAUGUCGACAAAGUCCGCUCCCACUUUCCAGCCCUGGGUGGUAAACAAGUCUACUUCGACAAUGCAGGAGGAAGUCAAGUCCCGAAGGAAGUCAUAGAUUCAAUCGUCUCAUAUCUCUCCUCCACCAAUGUCCAACUCGGAGCCAGCUACCCAAUCUCUCAAACAUCUACCAAUCUGUUCUACGAAGGAUCCGCAGCCGCAGCAAAAUACAUCAACACUGCCCCAGAGAACGUCGUCCUCGGUCCAUCAACAACCCAACACUUCCGAAACCUCUCAAUCUCCUUAUACGACUACAUUGACUCGGACUCAGAAAUCAUCGUCUCUCUCCUCGACCACGAAGCCAACAUCGCCUCCUGGGUCCAGCUCGCUAAAGACAAAAACUGCAAACUAAUCUGGUGGGGCUCCGAUUCGAAAACAAACCCUCAACUUGACCCUACCGUCCUCAAAGGCCUUCUCACCCCAAAAACAAAACUCGUAACCUGCACCCACACCUCCAACAUCCUCGGCACCAUCUCUCCCAUAAAAGAAAUCGCCGAAACCGUCCACACCAUCCCGGGAGCAUUACUCUGCGUCGACGCCGUAGCCUACGCCCCACACCGCGCCAUCGACGUGCAAGACUUGGGUAUAGAUUUCUAUUCCUUCUCCUGGUACAAACUCUACGGACCCCACAUCGCAUCACUAUACGCCUCACCAUCCGCACAGAAACACCUCCGAACUCUAGGCCACUUCUUCAAAGACACAACCUCUCUCGAAAACUUGCUAGGCCUCGCAGCAGCAAAUUACGAACUCACAGCCUCAAUCCCUUCCGUCUGCGCCUACCUAUCUUCCGUCCCGUGGUCUCAAACUUCGGAAUACGAAGAAGAACUCCAAUCGAUUCUGAUAAGCCAUUUGCUCAAGUAUCCAGAUACAUAUCAGAUUUACGGCGAACCGACAGCUGAUCGGAAGAAGCGUGUUCCGGUGAUUUCUUUUACAGUGAAGGGCCACAAGAGUCAGGAUGUUGUGGAGAAAAUCGAGGCGAAGAGUGAUUAUGGUUGUAGGUGGGGAAGUUUCUACAGUAAUCGUUUAGCGGAGAAUGUUUGUGGGUUGGACCCGGUUGAUGGGGUUGUGAGGGUUAGUCUUUUGCAUUAUAAUACACGAGAGGAGGUUGAGGGGUUUGUGAAGGUGCUGGACGGGGUUGUCAGAGGGUGA
Molecule: messenger RNA, 1200 nt
Organism: Pseudocercospora fijiensis CIRAD86
Lineage: Eukaryota; Fungi; Ascomycota; Dothideomycetes; Mycosphaerellales; Mycosphaerellaceae
Exons: 2
Coding region: 1-1200 (399 amino acids)
Source: RefSeq, a predicted model, not a curated record